AGAGGGCGGAGGGAUGGGAGGGGGAAGGGAAGGGAAGGGAAGAGAAGGGAAGGGAAGGGAAGGGAGGGGGUCUAGCCUGCGAGCAAGGUCUCUUGCUGCCGGGAUUGGGGGGAGGAAUGGGUGGGGUGGGGCAGUGAGAGACCUUGCUCGCAGGCUAGACCCGGGGAGGGUUUUGCUGCUCAACACAAUUUUUUUUUUUCUUCUUACUUUUAUGAAAUUCUUGACUCAAAAUAAGCACUUUUAGAAAAAGAUGCAUUGACGUAAGAAAAAAACGGGGAAAAAAACGACGUGUGCGAAGAAACCAGCAAAAUUUGUGAUUAUACAGUUGUCAAUACUAAUGGGAACAACUUCUCCACACUUUGAGACCCACAGGACGCUUUUUCCCACAUUCAACUUCGCGACCCUUUUCUUUAAUGCAGUGCAUAAACAGACCAUGAAGUUCCAAACUGCUCUUCGUCUGAAGUUGGAGAAUUUUCUUUAUUGGUCAUGGACCUUGGGUUACAUUUAACAGCCUGAUUUUAAGACUGGAUUGGAAAUAGCUUGAAUUAACCUUGCCUGCGAAAGAAACACGACCUGAUGGAAUUUCUAAACGUCAAUAGGCCGGGCAAACAAUGUUUGUUUGGUUCAUCUUGUCAACUGCCUUUUGGGUCAAGUUCGAAACUGAUGGAGAUCUCCUGGAAAUGUCCCUGGGACUCUUGUGAUGUCUCAAGUAAGAGGAUGUAAGUAUAUUUCAUUCUGGAAAAAACGUCUUUUACCUGCCGUAGGACACGCAGGAUACCACUUCGUUUUGAUCUUUCAGGCUGAGUUCAUGAUUCUAUUACAAGUUUUCGGUCGCAUCGAUAGCAUUUUAGUAUGAUUUACACUGCUACUUGCAGAUUUCCUAUUGCAAUCAAAAGGGUAGCAGAUUCAGGCUAGAGUACUGUAGUUGCCUAGUUAGAGAAAAACGCCGUUUUUCUUGAUUUCGAAAACAAAGGGUCAUAUUGCUGGCUCCAAGUCUAUUAAAAGUCCCAUAACCUUCGCGUUUUUCAUUUAUAAGAUCAAUUUUGCUCGUUGCAGGAACACUUGUAAAAGGCGUGAGAAUAACAUGCAUAUUCUCCAUACUCAUUCCUUUACCGUUCAUCUGGCGCUAACCAGGAGAAUUUGAUUAGAAAUCACAAUUUCUUUCGCUGCUGAGCAGUUUGCUCUAUUUUCAGCCUUUUAUGAUUGAUACUGUUCAGUGGUAGGAUAUAUAGCCAGAAUGUAAAUUGAUGUUGAUCACUGUUAACCGUACAGAAACUGUUUCUUGUGAUCACAACUGAAAGCAAACGCACCGACGGACAUUUCAAGUAUUUCAAUAUUAUACAAAAGUUACGGCUAAAAUCAAAAUUGCCCGUCGGAAAAACGUGAAAGCGCUAAGUGCUUUUUUAAAUGUACGAGCAUUCCGAAAGAUACAAGAAUCCAUUGAAAAGAAGCUUUCAAAAGCCGAGAAGGCUACAGUUUCCAUUAUGUUUGGUAAACUUUGGUUUGUUUUGGUUCUUGGACCUGUGGGACCUCAGGGACCUCUGGGCCGAAGGCUCAUGAUGUCAUUGUUUUUUUAACAGCCAAUCAAGGGCAAGAAUUUGAUUUGCAUAUGAAUAACAUACAAAAAAACCAUUGAAUUCGUAACCGAGCCGGGAUAGCGCAAUUGGCAUAAGCAUUGAAUUGGUAAUUAAUUGGCAAACAAAGAGGUGACGGGUUCGAGUCCCGCCUGAUUAGCAUAAAAAAGAAAAAAAAAAAAAAAAAAGAGAGCGCGGCUUGGAUCUGGGAGGGCUUGGGGCGAGGAGAGGGAAGAUAAAAGGCCUUGGGAAGGGUAUGGGAAGCGGGAGUUGGUACACCGGUCCGGGGGCGGGCCGGGGGAGGGCAGGGAGAGGGGGGCAGGUGGGAGGGGGUAGGUAGAUAGGUAGAUUGGUAGAUUGAGGGCUAGGUAGAUAGAUAGAUAGAGAGGUAGAUAGGUAGAUAGGUAGAGGUGGGUAGGUAGAUAGGGAGAUAGGUAGAGGGCGGAGGGAUGGGAGGGGAAGGGAAGGGAAGGGAAGAGAAGGGAAGGAAGGGAAGGGAGGGUCUAGCCUGCGAGCAAGGUCUCUUGCUGCCGGGAUUGGGGGAGGAAUGGGUGGGGUGGGGCAGUGAGAGACCUUGCUCGCAGGCUAGACCCGGGGAGGGUUUUGCUGCUCAACACAAUUUUUUUUUUUCUUACUUUUACUUUUAUGAAAUUCUUGACUCAAAAUAAGCACUUUUAGAAAAAGAUGCAUUGACGUAAGAAAAAAAACGGGGAAAAAAAACGACGUGCGAAGAAACCAGCAAAAUUUGUGAUUAUACAGUUGUCAAUACUAAUGGGAACAACUUCUCCACACUUUGAGACCCACAGGACGCUUUUUCCCACAUUCAACUUCGCGACCCUUUUCUUUAAUGCAGUGCAUAAACAGACCAUGAAGUUCCAAACUGCUCUUCGUCUGAAGUUGGAGAAUUUUCUUUAUUGGUCAUGGACCUUGGGUUACAUUUAACAGCCUGAUUUUAAGACUGGAUUGGAAAUAGCUUGAAUUAACCUUGCCUGCGAAAGAAACACGACCUGAUGGAAUUUCUAAACGUCAAUAGGCCGGGCAAACAAUGUUUGUUUGGUUCAUCUUGUCAACUGCCUUUUGGGUCAAGUUCGAAACUGAUGGAGAUCUCCUGGAAAUGUCCCUGGGACUCUUGUGAUGUCUCAAGUAAGAGGAUGUAAGUAUAUUUCAUUCUGGAAAAAACGUCUUUUACCUGCCGUAGGACACGCAGGAUACCACUUCGUUUUGAUCUUUCAGGCUGAGUUCAUGAUUCUAUUACAAGUUUUCGGUCGCAUCGAUAGCAUUUUAGUAUGAUUUACACUGCUACUUGCAGAUUUCCUAUUGCAAUCAAAAGGGUAGCAGAUUCAGGCUAGAGUACUGUAGUUGCCUAGUUAGAGAAAAACGCCGUUUUUCUUGAUUUCGAAGCAAAGGGUCAUAUUGCUGGCUCCAAGUCUAUUAAAAGUCCCAUAACCUUCGCGUUUUUCAUUUAUAAGAUCAAUUUUGCUCGUUGCAGGAACACUUGUAAAAGGCGUGAGAAUAACAUGCAUAUUCUCCAUACUCAUUCCUUUACCGUUCAUCUGGCGCUAACCAGGAGAAUUUGAUUAGAAAUCACAAUUUCUUUCGCUGCUGAGCAGUUUGCUCUAUUUUCAGCCUUUUAUGAUUGAUACUGUUCAGUGGUAGGAUAUAUAGCCAGAAUGUAAAUUGAUGUUGAUCACUGUUAACCGUACAGAAACUGUUUCUUGUGAUCACAACUGAAAGCAAACGCACCGACGGACAUUUCAAGUAUUUCAAUAUUAUACAAAAGUUACGGCUAAAAUCAAAAUUGCCCGUCGGAAAAACGUGAAAGCGCUAAGUGCUUUUUUAAAUGUACGAGCAUUCCGAAAGAUACAAGAAUCCAUUGAAAAGAAGCUUUCGCAAAGCCGAGAAGGCUACAGUUUCCAUUAUGUUUGGUAAACUUUGGUUUGUUUUGGUUCUUGGACCUGUGGGACCUCAGGGACCUCUGGGCCGAAGGCUCAUGAUGUCAUUGUUUUUAACAGCCAAUCAAGGGCAAGAAUUUGAUUUGCAUAUGAAUAACAUACAAAAAAACCAUUGAAUUCGUAACCGAGCCGGGAUAGCGCAAUUGGCAUAAGCAUUGAAUUGGUAAUUAAUUGGCAAACAAAGAGGUGACGGGUUCGAGUCCCGCCUGAUUAGCAUAAAAAAAAAAAAAAAAAAAAGAGAGCGCGGCUUGGAUCUGGGAGGGCUUGGGGCGAGGAGAGGGAAGAUAAAAGGCCUUGGGAAGGGUAUGGGAAGCGGGAGUUGGUACACCGGUCCGGGGGCGGGCCGGGGGGAGGGCAGGGAGAGGGGGCAGGUGGGAGGGGGGUAGGUAGAUAGGUAGAUUGGUAGAUUGAGGGCUAGGUAGAUAGAUAGAUAGAUAGAGGGUAGAUAGGUAGAUAGGUAGAGGUGGGUGGGUAGAUAGGGAGAUAGGUAGAGGGCGGAGGGAUGGGAGGGGAAGGGAAGGGAAGGGAAGAAGGGAAGGGAAGGGAAGGGAGGGGUCUAGCCUGCGAGCAAGGUCUCUUGCUGCCGGGAUUGGGGGAGGAAUGGGUGGGGUGGGGCAGUGAGAGACCUUGCUCGCAGGCUAGACCCGGGGAGGGGUUUUGCUGCUCAACACAAUUUUUUUUUUUCUUACUUUUAUGAAAUUCUUGACUCAAAAUAAGCACUUUUAGAAAAAGAUGCAUUGACGUAAGAAAAAAACGGGGAAAAAAAAACGACGUGUGCGAAGAAACCAGCAAAAUUUGUGAUUAUACAGUUGUCAAUACUAAUGGGAACAACUUCUCCACACUUUGAGACCCACAGGACGCUUUUUCCCACAUUCAACUUCGCGACCCUUUUCUUUAAUGCAGUGCAUAAACAGACCAUGAAGUUCCAAACUGCUCUUCGUCUGAAGUUGGAGAAUUUUCUUUAUUGGUCAUGGACCUUGGGUUACAUUUAACAGCCUGAUUUUAAGACUGGAUUGGAAAUAGCUUGAAUUAACCUUGCCUGCGAAAGAAAAACACGACCUGAUGGAAUUUCUAAACGUCAAUAGGCCGGGCAAACAAUGUUUGUUUGGUUCAUCUUGUCAACUGCCUUUUGGGUCAAGUUCGAAACUGAUGGAGAUCUCCUGGAAAUGUCCCUGGGACUCUUGUGAUGUCUCAAGUAAGAGGAUGUAAGUAUAUUUCAUUCUGGAAAAAACGUCUUUUACCUGCCGUAGGACACGCAGGAUACCACUUCGUUUUGAUCUUUCAGGCUGAGUUCAUGAUUCUAUUACAAGUUUUCGGUCGCAUCGAUAGCAUUUUAGUAUGAUUUACACUGCUACUUGCAGAUUUCCUAUUGCAAUCAAAAGGGUAGCAGAUUCAGGCUAGAGUACUGUAGUUGCCUAGUUAGAGAAAAACGCCGUUUUUCUUGAUUUCGAAGCAAAGGGUCAUAUUGCUGGCUCCAAGUCUAUUAAAAGUCCCAUAACCUUCGCGUUUUUCAUUUAUAAGAUCAAUUUUGCUCGUUGCAGGAACACUUGUAAAAGGCGUGAGAAUAACAUGCAUAUUCUCCAUACUCAUUCCUUUACCGUUCAUCUGGCGCUAACCAGGAGAAUUUGAUUAGAAAUCACAAUUUCUUUCGCUGCUGAGCAGUUUGCUCUAUUUUCAGCCUUUUAUGAUUGAUACUGUUCAGUGGUAGGAUAUAUAGCCAGAAUGUAAAUUGAUGUUGAUCACUGUUAACCGUACAGAAACUGUUUCUUGUGAUCACAACUGAAAGCAAACGCACCGACGGACAUUUCAAGUAUUUCAAUAUUAUACAAAAGUUACGGCUAAAAUCAAAAUUGCCCGUCGGAAAAACGUGAAAGCGCUAAGUGCUUUUUUAAAUGUACGAGCAUUCCGAAAGAUACAAGAAUCCAUUGAAAAGAAGCUUUCGCAAAGCCGAGAAGGCUACAGUUUCCAUUAUGUUUGGUAAACUUUGGUUUGUUUUGGUUCUUGGACCUGUGGGACCUCAGGGACCUCUGGGCCGAAGGCUCAUGAUGUCAUUGUUUUUAACAGCCAAUCAAGGGCAAGAAUUUGAUUUGCAUAUGAAUAACAAACAAAAAAACCAUUGAAUUCGUAACCGAGCCGGGAUAGCGCAAUUGGCAUAAGCAUUGAAUUGGUAAUUAAUUGGCAAACAAAGAGGUGACGGGUUCGAGUCCCGCCUGAUUAGCAUAAAAAAGAAAAAAAAAAAAAAGAGAGCGCGGCUUGGAUCUGGGAGGGCUUGGGGCGAGGAGAGGGAAGAUAAAAGGCCUUGGGAAGGGUAUGGGAAGCGGGAGUUGGUACACCGGUCCGGGGGCGGGCCGGGGGGAGGGCAGGGAGAGGGGGCAGGUGGGAGGGGGGUAGGUAGAUAGGUAGAUUGGUAGAUUGAGGGCUAGGUAGAUAGAUAGAUAGAGAGGUAGAUAGGUAGAUAGGUAGAGGUGGGUAGGUAGAUAGGGAGAUAGGUAGAGGGCGGAGGGAUGGGAGGGGGAAGGGAAGGGAAGGGAAGAGAAGGGAAGGGAAGGGAAGGGAGGGGGUCUAGCCUGCGAGCAAGGUCUCUUGCUGCCGGGAUUGGGGGGAGGAAUGGGUGGGGUGGGGCAGUGAGAGACCUUGCUCGCAGGCUAGACCCGGGGAGGGUUUUGCUGCUCAACACAAUUUUUUUUUUUCUUCUUACUUUUAUGAAAUUCUUGACUCAAAAUAAGCACUUUUAGAAAAAGAUGCAUUGACGUAAGAAAAAAACGGGGAAAAAAACGACGUGUGCGAAGAAACCAGCAAAAUUUGUGAUUAUACAGUUGUCAAUACUAAUGGGAACAACUUCUCCACACUUUGAGACCCACAGGACGCUUUUUCCCACAUUCAACUUCGCGACCCUUUUCUUUAAUGCAGUGCAUAAACAGACCAUGAAGUUCCAAACUGCUCUUCGUCUGAAGUUGGAGAAUUUUCUUUAUUGGUCAUGGACCUUGGGUUACAUUUAACAGCCUGAUUUUAAGACUGGAUUGGAAAUAGCUUGAAUUAACCUUGCCUGCGAAAGAAACACGACCUGAUGGAAUUUCUAAACGUCAAUAGGCCGGGCAAACAAUGUUUGUUUGGUUCAUCUUGUCAACUGCCUUUUGGGUCAAGUUCGAAACUGAUGGAGAUCUCCUGGAAAUGUCCCUGGGACUCUUGUGAUGUCUCAAGUAAGAGGAUGUAAGUAUAUUUCAUUCUGGAAAAACGUCUUUUACCUGCCGUAGGACACGCAGGAUACCACUUCGUUUUGAUCUUUCAGGCUGAGUUCAUGAUUCUAUUACAAGUUUUCGGUCGCAUCGAUAGCAUUUUAGUAUGAUUUACACUGCUACUUGCAGAUUUCCUAUUGCAAUCAAAAGGGUAGCAGAUUCAGGCUAGAGUACUGUAGUUGCCUAGUUAGAGAAAAACGCCGUUUUUCUUGAUUUCGAAGCAAAGGGUCAUAUUGCUGGCUCCAAGUCUAUUAAAAGUCCCAUAACCUUCGCGUUUUUCAUUUAUAAGAUCAAUUUUGCUCGUUGCAGGAACACUUGUAAAAGGCGUGAGAAUAACAUGCAUAUUCUCCAUACUCAUUCCUUUACCGUUCAUCUGGCGCUAACCAGGAGAAUUUGAUUAGAAAUCACAAUUUCUUUCGCUGCUGAGCAGUUUGCUCUAUUUUCAGCCUUUUAUGAUUGAUACUGUUCAGUGGUAGGAUAUAUAGCCAGAAUGUAAAUUGAUGUUGAUCACUGUUAACCGUACAGAAACUGUUUCUUGUGAUCACAACUGAAAGCAAACGCACCGACGGACAUUUCAAGUAUUUCAAUAUUAUACAAAAGUUACGGCUAAAAUCAAAAUUGCCCGUCGGAAAAACGUGAAAGCGCUAAGUGCUUUUUUAAAUGUACGAGCAUUCCGAAAGAUACAAGAAUCCAUUGAAAAGAAGCUUUCGCAAAGCCGAGAAGGCUACAGUUUCCAUUAUGUUUGGUAAACUUUGGUUUGUUUUGGUUCUUGGACCUGUGGGACCUCAGGGACCUCUGGGCCGAAGGCUCAUGAUGUCAUUGUUUUUAACAGCCAAUCAAGGGCAAGAAUUUGAUUUGCAUAUGAAUAACAUACAAAAAAAAAACCAUUGAAUUCGUAACCGAGCCGGGAUAGCGCAAUUGGCAUAAGCAUUGAAUUGGUAAUUAAUUGGCAAACAAAGAGGUGACGGGUUCGAGUCCCGCCUGAUUAGCAUAAAAAGAAAAAAAAAAAAAAAAGAGCGCGGCUUGGAUCUGGGAGGGCUUGGGGCGAGGAGAGGGAAGAUAAAAGGCCUUGGGAAGGGUAUGGGAAGCGGGAGUUGGUACACCGGUCCGGGGGCGGGCCGGGGGGGGCAGGGAGAGGGGGCAGGUGGGAGGGGGGGUAGGUAGAUAGGUAGAUUGGUAGAUUGAGGGCUAGGUAGAUAGAUAGAUAGAGAGGUAGAUAGGUAGAUAGGUAGAGGUGGGUAGGUAGAUAGGGAGAUAGGUAGAGGGCGGAGGGAUGGGAGGGGGAAGGGAAGGGAAGGGAAGAGAAGGGAAGGGAAGGGAAGGGAGGGGGUCUAGCCUGCGAGCAAGGUCUCUUGCUGCCGGGAUUGGGGGAGGAAUGGGUGGGGUGGGGCAGUGAGAGACCUUGCUCGCAGGCUAGACCCGGGGAGGGUUUUGCUGCUCAACACAAUUUUUUUUUUUCUUCUUACUUUUAUGAAAUUCUUGACUCAAAAUAAGCACUUUUAGAAAAAGAUGCAUUGACGUAAGAAAAAAACGGGGAAAAAAAAACGACGUGUGCGAAGAAACCAGCAAAAUUUGUGAUUAUACAGUUGUCAAUACUAAUGGGAACAACUUCUCCACACUUUGAGACCCACAGGACGCUUUUUUCCCACAUUCAACUUCGCGACCCUUUUCUUUAAUGCAGUGCAUAAACAGACCAUGAAGUUCCAAACUGCUCUUCGUCUGAAGUUGGAGAAUUUUCUUUAUUGGUCAUGGACCUUGGGUUACAUUUAACAGCCUGAUUUUAAGACUGGAUUGGAAAUAGCUUGAAUUAACCUUGCCUGCGAAAGAAACACGACCUGAUGGAAUUUCUAAACGUCAAUAGGCCGGGCAAACAAUGUUUGUUUGGUUCAUCUUGUCAACUGCCUUUUGGGUCAAGUUCGAAACUGAUGGAGAUCUCCUGAAAUGUCCCUGGGACUCUUGUGAUGUCUCAAGUAAGAGGAUGUAAGUAUAUUUCAUUCUGGAAAAAACGUCUUUUACCUGCCGUAGGACACGCAGGAUACCACUUCGUUUUGAUCUUUCAGGCUGAGUUCAUGAUUCUAUUACAAGUUUUCGGUCGCAUCGAUAGCAUUUUAGUAUGAUUUACACUGCUACUUGCAGAUUUCCUAUUGCAAUCAAAAGGGUAGCAGAUUCAGGCUAGAGUACUGUAGUUGCCUAGUUAGAGAAAAACGCCGUUUUUCUUGAUUUCGAAGCAAAGGGUCAUAUUGCUGGCUCCAAGUCUAUUAAAAGUCCCAUAACCUUCGCGUUUUUCAUUUAUAAGAUCAAUUUUGCUCGUUGCAGGAACACUUGUAAAAGGCGUGAGAAUAACAUGCAUAUUCUCCAUACUCAUUCCUUUACCGUUCAUCUGGCGCUAACCAGGAGAAUUUGAUUAGAAAUCACAAUUUCUUUCGCUGCUGAGCAGUUUGCUCUAUUUUCAGCCUUUUAUGAUUGAUACUGUUCAGUGGUAGGAUAUAUAGCCAGAAUGUAAAUUGAUGUUGAUCACUGUUAACCGUACAGAAACUGUUUCUUGUGAUCACAACUGAAAGCAAACGCACCGACGGACAUUUCAAGUAUUUCAAUAUUAUACAAAAGUUACGGCUAAAAUCAAAAUUGCCCGUCGGAAAAACGUGAAAGCGCUAAGUGCUUUUUUUAAAUGUACGAGCAUUCCGAAAGAUACAAGAAUCCAUUGAAAAGAAGCUUUCGCAAAGCCGAGAAGGCUACAGUUUCCAUUAUGUUUGGUAAACUUUGGUUUGUUUUGGUUCUUGGACCUGUGGGACCUCAGGGACCUCUGGGCCGAAGGCUCAUGAUGUCAUUGUUUUUAACAGCCAAUCAAGGGCAAGAAUUUGAUUUGCAUAUGAAUAACAUACAAAAAAACCAUUGAAUUCGUAACCGAGCCGGGAUAGCGCAAUUGGCAUAAGCAUUGAAUUGGUAAUUAAUUGGCAAACAAAGAGGUGACGGGUUCGAGUCCCGCCUGAUUAGCAAAAAAAAAAAAAAAAAAAAAAAAGAGAGCGCGGCUUGGAUCUGGGAGGGCUUGGGGCGAGGAGAGGGAAGAUAAAAGGCCUUGGGAAGGGUAUGGGAAGCGGGAGUUGGUACACCGGUCCGGGGGCGGGCCGGGGGGAGGGGCAGGAGAGGGGGCAGGUGGGAGGGGGGGUAGGUAGAUAGGUAGAUUGGUAGAUUGAGGGCUAGGUAGAUAGAUAGAUAGAGAGGUAGAUAGGUAGAUAGGUAGAGGUGGGUAGGUAGAUAGGGAGAUAGGUAGAGGGCGGAGGGAUGGGAGGGGGAAGGGAAGGGAAGGGAAGAGAAGGGAAGGGAAGGGGGGGGUCUAGCCUGCGAGCAAGGUCUCUUGCUGCCGGGAUUGGGGGAGGAAUGGGUGGGGUGGGGCAGUGAGAGACCUUGCUCGCAGGCUAGACCCGGGGAGGGUUUUGCUGCUCAACACAAUUUUUUUUUUUUUUUCUUCUUACUUUUAUGAAAUUCUUGACUCAAAAUAAGCACUUUUAGAAAAAGAUGCAUUGACGUAAGAAAAAACGGGGAAAAAAACGACGUGUGCGAAGAAACCAGCAAAAUUUGUGAUUAUACAGUUGUCAAUACUAAUGGGAACAACUUCUCCACACUUUGAGACCCACAGGACGCUUUUUUCCCACAUUCAACUUCGCGACCCUUUUCUUUAAUGCAGUGCAUAAACAGACCAUGAAGUUCCAAACUGCUCUUCGUCUGAAGUUGGAGAAUUUUCUUUAUUGGUCAUGGACCUUGGGUUACAUUUAACAGCCUGAUUUUAAGACUGGAUUGAAAUAGCUUGAAUUAACCUUGCCUGCGAAAGAAACACGACCUGAUGGAAUUUCUAAACGUCAAUAGGCCGGGCAAACAAUGUUUGUUUGGUUCAUCUUGUCAACUGCCUUUUGGGUCAAGUUCGAAACUGAUGGAGAUCUCCUGAAAUGUCCCUGGGACUCUUGUGAUGUCUCAAGUAAGAGGAUGUAAGUAUAUUUCAUUCUGGAAAAAACGUCUUUUACCUGCCGUAGGACACGCAGGAUACCACUUCGUUUUGAUCUUUCAGGCUGAGUUCAUGAUUCUAUUACAAGUUUUCGGUCGCAUCGAUAGCAUUUUAGUAUGAUUUACACUGCUACUUGCAGAUUUCCUAUUGCAAUCAAAAGGGUAGCAGAUUCAGGCUAGAGUACUGUAGUUGCCUAGUUAGAGAAAAACGCCGUUUUUCUUGAUUUCGAAGCAAAGGGUCAUAUUGCUGGCUCCAAGUCUAUUAAAAGUCCCAUAACCUUCGCGUUUUUCAUUUAUAAGAUCAAUUUUGCUCGUUGCAGGAACACUUGUAAAAGGCGUGAGAAUAACAUGCAUAUUCUCCAUACUCAUUCCUUUACCGUUCAUCUGGCGCUAACCAGGAGAAUUUGAUUAGAAAUCACAAUUUCUUUCGCUGCUGAGCAGUUUGCUCUAUUUUCAGCCUUUUAUGAUUGAUACUGUUCAGUGGUAGGAUAUAUAGCCAGAAUGUAAAUUGAUGUUGAUCACUGUUAACCGUACAGAAACUGUUUCUUGUGAUCACAACUGAAAGCAAACGCACCGACGGACAUUUCAAGUAUUUCAAUAUUAUACAAAAGUUACGGCUAAAAUCAAAAUUGCCCGUCGGAAAAACGUGAAAGCGCUAAGUGCUUUUUUAAAUGUACGAGCAUUCCGAAAGAUACAAGAAUCCAUUGAAAAGAAGCUUUCGCAAAGCCGAGAAGGCUACAGUUUCCAUUAUGUUUGGUAAACUUUGGUUUGUUUUGGUUCUUGGACCUGUGGGACCUCAGGGACCUCUGGGCCGAAGGCUCAUGAUGUCAUUGUUUUUAACAGCCAAUCAAGGGCAAGAAUUUGAUUUGCAUAUGAAUAACAUACAAAAAAACCAUUGAAUUCGUAACCGAGCCGGGAUAGCGCAAUUGGCAUAAGCAUUGAAUUGGUAAUUAAUUGGCAAACAAAGAGGUGACGGGUUCGAGUCCCGCCUGAUUAGCAUAAAAAAAAAAAAAAAAAAAAAAAAAAGAGCGGCUUGGAUCUGGGAGGGCUUGGGGCGAGGAGAGGGAAGAUAAAAGGCCUUGGGAAGGGUAUGGGAAGCGGGAGUUGGUACACCGGUCCGGGGGCGGGCCGGGGGAGGGCAGGGAGAGGGGGGCAGGUGGGAGGGGGUAGGUAGAUAGGUAGAUUGGUAGAUUGAGGGCUAGGUAGAUAGAUAGAUAGAGAGGUAGAUAGAUAGAUAGAUAGGUAGAGGUGGGUAGGUAGAUAGGGAGAUAGGUAGAGGGCGGAGGGAUGGGAGGGGAAGGGAAGGAAGGGAAGAGAAGGGAGGGGAAGGGAGGGGAGGGGGUCUAGCCUGCGAGCAGGGUCUCUUGCUGCGGGGAUGGGGGGGAGGAAUGGGUGGGGUGGGGCAGUGAGAGACCUUGCUCGCAGGCUAGACCCGGGGAGGGUUUUGCUGCUCAACACAAUUUUUUUUUUUCUUCUUACUUUUAUGAAAUUCUUGACUCAAAAUAAGCACUUUUAGAAAAAGAUGCAUUGACGUAAGAAAAAACGGGGAAAAAAAACGACGUGUGCGAAGAAACCAGCAAAAUUUGUGAUUAUACAGUUGUCAAUACUAAUGGGAACAACUUCCACACACUUUGAGACCCACAGGACGCUUUUUCCCACAUUCAACUUCGCGACCCUUUUUUUUUUAAUGCAGUGCAUAAACAGACCAUGAAGUUCCAAACUGCUCUUCGUCUGAAGUUGGAGAAUUUUCUUUAUUGGUCAUGGACCUUGGGUUACAUUUAACAGCCUGAUUUUAAGACUGGAUUGGAAAUAGCUUGAAUUAACCUUGCCUGCGAAAGAAACACGACCUGAUGGAAUUUCUAAACGUCAAUAGGCCGGGCAAACAAUGUUUGUUUGGUUCAUCUUGUCAACUGCCUUUUGGGUCAAGUUCGAAACUGAUGGAGAUCUCCUGAAAAUGUCCCUGGGACUCUUGUGAUGUCUCAAGUAAGAGGAUGUAAGUAUAUUUCAUUCUGGAAAAAACGUCUUUUACCUGCCGUAGGACACGCAGGAUACCACUUCGUUUUGAUCUUUCAGGCUGAGUUCAUGAUUCUAUUACAAGUUUUCGGUCGCAUCGAUAGCAUUUUAGUAUGAUUUACACUGCUACUUGCAGAUUUCCUAUUGCAAUCAAAAAGGGUAGCAGAUUCAGGCUAGAGUACUGUAGUUGUUUAGUUAGAGAAAAAACGCCGUUUUUCUUGAUUUCGAAGCAAAGGGUCAUAUUGCUGGCUCCAAGUCUAUUAAAAGUCCCAUAACCUUCGCGUUUUUCAUUUAUAAGAUCAAUUUUGCUCGUUGCAGGAACACUUGUAAAAGGCGUGAGAAUAACAUGCAUAUUCUCCAUACUCAUUCCUUUACCGUUCAUCUGGCGCUAACCAGGAGAAUUUGAUUAGAAAUCACAAUUUCUUUUUCGCUGCUGAGCAGUUUGCUCUAUUUUCAGCCUUUUAUGAUUGAUACUGUUCAGUGGUAGGAUAUAUAGCCAGAAUGUAAAUUGAUGUUGAUCACUGUUAACCGUACAGAAACUGUUUCUUGUGAUCACAACUGAAAGCAAACGCACCGACGGACAUUUCAAGUAUUUCAAUAUUAUACAAAAGUUACGGCUAAAAUCAAAAUUGCCCGUCGGAAAAACGUGAAAGCGCUAAGUGCUUUUUAAAUGUACGAGCAUUCCGAAAGAUACAAGAAUCCAUUGAAAAGAAGCUUUCGCAAAGCCGAGAAGGCUACAGUUUCCAUUAUGUUUGGUAAACUUUGGUUUGUUUUGGUUCUUGGACCUGUGGGACCUCAGGGACCUCUGGGCCGAAGGCUCAUGAUGUCAUUGUUUUUAACAGCCAAUCAAGGGCAAGAAUUUGAUUUGCAUAUGAAUAACAUACAAAAAAACCAUUGAAUUCGUAACCGAGCCGGGAUAGCGCAAUUGGCAUAAGCAUUGAAUUGGUAAUUAAUUGGCAAACAAAGAGGUGACGGGUUCGAGUCCCGCCUGAUUAGCAUAAAAAAGAAAAAAAAAAAAAAAAGAGAGCGGCUGGGAUCUGGGAGGGCUUGGGGCGGGGAGAGGGAAGAAAAAGGGCGUGGGGAGGGGUGGGGGAGGGGGGGGUGGGUACCCGGGUCGGGGGGGGGGCGGGGGGGGGGGGGGGGGGGGGGGGCGGGGGGGAGGGGGGUAGGUAGAUAGGUAGAUUGGUAGAUUGAGGGCUAGGUAGAUAGAUAGAUAGAGAGGUAGAUAGGUAGAUAGGUAGAGGUGGGUAGGUAGAUAGGGAGAUAGGUAGAGGGCGGAGGGAUGGGAGGGGAAGGGAAGGAAGGGAAGGGAAGGAAGGAAGGGAGGGGGGG
Molecule: messenger RNA, 14106 nt
Organism: Porites lobata
Lineage: Eukaryota; Metazoa; Cnidaria; Anthozoa; Scleractinia; Poritidae
Source: the annotation of a GenBank genome assembly